UUAACUUAGAUUAAAAAUGGCAUUACGAUUAAAUAACUUAAUACUUAGAACAAGUUCAUAUUUAAAUAAAUGUUCAAAUAUAAAACGAUAUACGCACAACAAUUUAUACGAACCAGAUUAUUUAGAAUUAUUAAAACCUAAAGUACCAAUUUAUGAUGAAAUUGAUAUACAAAUUAAAGGUUAUGAUUAUCGAGUAUUAGAAAAUUAUCAAAGUUUAAUCAACACCAUAGCGGAUAAUAUGAAUUUAUCUGUUGAAGAGUGUUGGGCUACACCAUGUCGUCAAUAUCAAAUACAAAAAUUUAAAGAUAAAACAAACAUUAUUGAAAGUGAAUAUCAAUUGAAUAUGUAUGAACGUAAUGUUCAAGUUGUUGAUGUACCAGCACCUAUGUAUCCAACGUUUUUACGAUUACUUGAAGCAUCACUACCCGAAGGUGUUACAUUACAAGCUCGAGAACAUUUAGAAGAGCAUGAUAACAUAAGAUAUGUACCUGAUCAAGAAUUAAAACAAUUAAAAUCACAAUUAGAAGAAUUAGGUGGUGCACGAAUAAAGAAAUAAAUUGAUUGUUGUUAAUUGUUACAAUUGUACAGUUUUG
Messenger RNA from Chrysoperla carnea, 593 nucleotides. It is a transcript of the gene mRpL48, whose product is annotated as 39S ribosomal protein L48, mitochondrial. Gene Ontology annotation, cellular component: mitochondrial ribosome. The transcript has a single exon. The record is from RefSeq and is a predicted model, not a curated record. Lineage: Eukaryota; Metazoa; Arthropoda; Insecta; Neuroptera; Chrysopidae. The coding region runs from base 17 to 556 and encodes 179 amino acids.